Molecule: messenger RNA, 1236 nt
Organism: Symbiodinium pilosum
Lineage: Eukaryota; Dinophyceae; Suessiales; Symbiodiniaceae
Source: the annotation of a GenBank genome assembly
AUGAAAGCUCUCUUCGGCACACAGGAUAAGUUUGCCGCGCUUCGGACGAAGAUUUUCACCGAGUCCAUUGAGAGCUCCAACGAGCCAAGAUGGGGCUACUUCGGCAUACCUGGCCCACUGGCCAUCGGAGACAACUCAUAUGCACCGAAGCUGAUGAAAAAGCCUGUGUCAGACGAUGACGAGGAGAUCACGAGGAACAUCCAGACAGCUCCAACAAAGAAAGGAACGACACCUGACGUGUAUUUCAAGUUCGAGACGCCUUUGGGCCUUGGCGAUCCGUACACCGACCCCGGAGCAGCCAUGAAAAAGGGGAAGAUUUGGAUGUUGGAUCCAGAUGCUGCUUUCAAGCCGCCGGGAACGGUAAAGACUGGUAUCAACAAGCUUGGCUACGAGUAUGUGGAACAUUGUGACCAAGUGAAGGACCCCAAGGCAAUCAAGGAGAAGUAUGCGGAGUACGUUCCUCCUCGCAACAUUUUCGGUGGAAACUCGAAGAGAGGCGGACCUGGAGUUCUCACAGGGGGGGUACUCUUUGGCUUCGGGGAGCCGGGUGCAUUUCCAGAACAUGUUCCAGAUGAUUACGAUGCUGCUAGGAAACAGCGCAAGAAGGAGUUGGAAGAGCACCACAGCAGGAUUCAGGAGCAGCCCUUCAAGGGCAUUGACUACGGCAAUAAGUUCUUCCAAAGCAACGAGGAGGCCUUUGGAGGAUACGAGCAACCGACCCACGUGCCCCGGGAUCCGCCACCUGACACGGCUGUGAAGUACCCGCACGAGUCGCCCUUCCGACCUGCUAACCCGAUGAAAAGAGAUGCAGUGGGCUGCCUGAUGGGUGGAAUCCCAGAGUAUAUUCCGUGCCCAGAGGAGCCUCUCAAACGAAAGCCAAAGGACGAGGAUGCACCGCCUGCGUUCAAGGUUGGUGCUCCACGGUAUGUGGCAAAGCCAACACCAUCCGUCACCACGCUUACCCGCAACAUGCGAAAUGAACGCCCGUCAAGUUUCAUGCGUCCGAUGCUGGCCUGGAUAUUCAGUACUUGUUUUUGGCAUUCCCUAGGGCGAUGGGCCGAAUUCUUUGGCAAAGUUCGGCCAACCCCUUGUUUGGCAGAUGUGGUCCCAUCUGUCUCAUCCUGUUUCGAAGGCUGCCUCCCGAGACUUGCUGGUAUGAAUUUUUUCAAAACCAGGACUUCGAUUAUGGGGACGCCGAAGGAAGCGACCAACCAUUUUGAAGACGGUCCCACGUGA